Molecule: messenger RNA, 2534 nt
Organism: Fundulus heteroclitus (mummichog)
Lineage: Eukaryota; Metazoa; Chordata; Actinopteri; Cyprinodontiformes; Fundulidae
Product: breakpoint cluster region protein-like
Exons: 22
Coding region: 216-2534 (772 amino acids)
Biological process (GO): positive regulation of GTPase activity; intracellular signal transduction
Cellular component (GO): membrane
Molecular function (GO): guanyl-nucleotide exchange factor activity; GTPase activator activity
Source: RefSeq, a predicted model, not a curated record
AUGGUCAUUUCACCGGAACUCCUCCAACAUAUGGUUACGAUGCAGACCGAGCAGAAGAGCAGCGGCGGCACCAUGACAUCCUGCCGUACAUCGACGACUCGCCGUCGUCCUCGCCGCAUCUCAGCUCCAAGAGCCGCAGCAGCCGGGACACGCUCUCCUCAGGAUCGCUGGAGUCCUCCAAGUCGACGGAGUGUGACCUUGAAAAGGGUUUGGAGAUGAGGAAGUGGGUCCUGUCCGGGAUCUUGGCCACAGAAGAAGCAUACCUCAGCCACCUAGAGGCACUGCUCCUGCCAAUGAAACCAUUAAAGGCUGCUGCCACAACGUCGCAGCCUGUUCUCACAGUGGCCCAGAUAGAAACCAUCUUCUUCAAAGUGCCUGAGCUCUACGAGAUCCACAAGGAGUUCUACGACGGACUUUUGCCCCGCGUCCAGCAGUGGAGCCACCACCAGAGAGUUGGGGACCUCUUCCAGAAACUAGCCAGCCAGCUGGGAGUGUAUCGGGCAUUCUUGGACAACUAUGAGCUUGCUGUAGAGACAGCGGAAAAGUGCUGCCAGGCCAACUCACAGUUUGCUGAAAUCUCUGAGAACCUGAAGGUGAGGAGCCCUAAAGACUGUAAGGAUACAGCCAAGAACUCACUGGAGGCUUUGCUGUAUAAACCAGUGGACCGAGUGACGCGCAGCACAUUGGUGUUACAUGACUUGCUCAAACACACACCCACCAGCCACCCGGACCACCCGCUCCUGCAGGACGCCCUGCGGAUCUCCCAGAACUUUCUGUCCAGCAUCAACGAGGAGACGACGCCGAGGCGCCAGUCUCUAGCUGGGAAGAAGGGAGAGAACCGGCAGCUGCUGAAGGACAGUUUCAUGGUGGAGCUGGUGGAGGGAACCAGGAAGCUGCGGCACGUCUUCCUCUUUACUGACCUGCUGCUCUGCGCCAAGCUGAAGAAACAGAUUGGAGGUAAAAACCAGCAGUACGACUGCAAGUGGUACAUCCCCCUGACGGAGCUGACCUUCCAAGGCCCAGAAGAGACGGAGCCCCUCACCAUUCCCCAAGUCCCAGAUGAAGAACUGGACGCCGUCAAGGUCAAGAUCUCACACCUCCGCAGUGAGAUUCAGAGGGAGAAGAGAGCCAACAAGGGUUCCAAAGUCAUCGACCGACUUCGGAAGAAACUGUCUGAACAGGAGUCUUUGCUGCUGCUAACGUCUCCCAGCAUGCCCCUCAGAUUAUUCAACAAGAACGGAAAGAGCUACAGCUUCCUGAUUUCCUCUGACUACGAACGUUCAGAGUGGAGGGAGAUAAUCAGGGAGCAGCAGCAGAAAUGUGUUAAAACGCCCUCACUGACGUCCAUGGAGCUGCAAAUGUUGACCAGCUCCUGUCUCAAACUCCAAACCGUCCACAACAUUCCACUUAGUCUGAAUAAAGAAGAGGACGACUCCUCCGGUCUCUACGGGUUUCUGAAUGUAAUCGUCCACUCUGCCUCUGGCCUCAAACAGAGUUUAAAUCUCUAUUGCACAUUGGAGGUGGACUCAUUCGGCUUCUUUCUAAAUAAAGCAAAGACGAGAGUCUACCGGUACACCACCGAACCCAAAUGGAACGAGGAGUUUGAGAUCGAGCUGGAGGGCUCUCAGACCCUGAGGUUGCUCUGCUACGAGAAGAGCUACAACAGGACCAAGCUGAACAAAGAAGACGGAGACGGCACAGACCGCAUCAUUGGGAAAGGACAGAUCCUGCUGGACCCUCAGACUCUUCAGGGCAAAGACUGGCAGAGAACAGUCAUUCCUAUGAACGGGAUUGAAGUUAAGCUGUCUAUGAAGUUCACCAGCAGAGAGUUCAGCCUGAAGAGGAUGCCCUCAGAGAAACCCAUGGGCGUGUUUGGCGUUAAAAUCUCAACAGUAACCAAACGGGAACGCUCCAAGGUGCCCUACAUUGUCCGUCAGUGCCUAGAAGAGAUAGAGAGGAGAGGCAUGGAGGAGGUGGGAAUAUACCGCGUAUCAGGGGUGGCCACAGAUAUUCAGGCCCUGAAGACCGCCUUCGACACCAAUAACAAAGAUGUGUCGGUGAUGAUGAGCGAGAUGGACGUAAAUGCCAUCGCUGGAACCCUGAAGCUGUAUUUCAGAGAGCUGCCCGAGCCUCUCUUCACUGAUGAGCUCUACCCUAAUUUCGCAGGCGGCAUCACCCUCACUGAUAGUGUUGCCAAAGAGAGCUGUAUGCUGAACCUGCUGCUGUCACUGCCAGAACCCAACCUGGUCACGUUCCUUUUCCUUUUGGAUCACCUCAAGAGGGUGGCAGAUAAGGAAAGUGUCAACAAGAUGUCUCUGCACAAUCUAGCGACCGUGUUUGGCCCUACUCUGCUCAGGCCGGCGGAGAAGGACAGCAAGAUCCCCGCCAACCCCACUCAGCCCAUCAGCAUGGGGGACAGCUGGUCUCUGGAAGUUAUGGCACAAGUCCAGGUUUUGCUGUAUUUCCUGCAGCUGGAAACCAUCCCCACCCCGGACAGUAAACGACAGAGCAUCCUCUUCUCCACCGAAGUGUAG